Messenger RNA from Polypterus senegalus (gray bichir), 5304 nucleotides. RefSeq names its product gamma-aminobutyric acid receptor subunit beta-1. The record is from RefSeq and is a predicted model, not a curated record. The transcript is spliced from 9 exons. Lineage: Eukaryota; Metazoa; Chordata; Cladistia; Polypteriformes; Polypteridae. Gene Ontology annotation, molecular function: extracellular ligand-gated monoatomic ion channel activity; neurotransmitter receptor activity; GABA-A receptor activity. The coding region runs from base 742 to 2175 and encodes 477 amino acids. Gene Ontology annotation, biological process: chemical synaptic transmission; signal transduction; monoatomic ion transmembrane transport. Gene Ontology annotation, cellular component: synapse; GABA-A receptor complex; neuron projection.
CGUACGGUUGUAAAAGGAUUUUUACCUGCGCCAAUCUGAGCGAGGACGGGCCAGAGCCGUCCACUGAUGUCGGAUGGACCGCGCGGUAUCUUUGACUCCAGUUCUAGAAGUUUAAUAUCUCCCAACUCCCGCUGAGUUUUUAAAUUAUUGAAAGAGCAGGCAGUUGCUGCUGUUGCUUUUUUUACGCACUGUCAUUUUUUUCUCAAGCGCAAUUUUUUUAGACUCGCUAAAUAAUGCAUGUCGUUGUAUGCCCGAUACUUUUAGUCCGUAACUGACAAAGGGGUUCCCUUGUGAAACGAGCAGAUCCCUCGCAACGUUUUUUUUUUCUUCUGUGUUUUUUUUCAGGAUGUCCAACAGACUUGCAUGUUUAAAAGUAAACGAGGAUCUGCUUUCAAUGCCACUAGUGUCUUGCAGCACGGGGAGACCUGCUGGAUGCUAAUGUCAUCCACGCAGUUGAGCAUUCUUUGGAAAUGCCAGCAGGAAACAGUUCUGCUUAGCGCAUCGGUUUAACUGAAGCUGAAGAGCGACCAUCCCUGGGAUAACGAGAAAUCACUUACGAGACGGGUAUCGCUUCGGCAUUUUUUUUUCAAGAGAUUUUGUUUCCAAGUAAACAGCGUUUUUGAUGUCGGGCACGCACGCAGUGCGCAUGCGUCGCUCUGCUCGGAAUUAUUGCACUGCCUGGGACUAAGUUGCAUUCCUUGAAUCUUCCCUCAAAGACAUUUCUUUUAAUCAAAGUUAGGAAUGUGGAGAGUUCAAGACCGUGGAUGUUUUGGGUUUUUAUCAUUUCCAAUGAUGGUGGCCAUGGUCUGCUGUGCACAGAGCGUUAAUGAGCCCAGCAACAUGUCAUAUGUGAAAGAAACCGUGGAUAAAUUGCUCAAGGGAUACGACAUUCGCUUAAGGCCUGAUUUUGGAGGUCCUCCUGUAGAUGUUGGAAUGAGUAUAGACAUCGCCAGCAUUGAUAUGGUUUCAGAAGUCAAUAUGGAUUACACACUCACAAUGUACUUUCAGCAGUCAUGGAGGGACAAAAGGCUUUCUUAUUCUGGAAUACCUCUCAACCUAACUUUAGAUAACAGAGUGGCAGACCAGCUAUGGGUGCCUGACACCUACUUCCUCAAUGACAAGAAAUCCUUUGUGCAUGGAGUUACUGUUAAGAACAGAAUGAUCCGGUUGCAUCCUGAUGGGACUGUUCUCUAUGGCCUCAGAAUCACCACAACUGCAGCCUGCAUGAUGGAUCUUCGUAGAUAUCCACUUGAUGAGCAGAACUGUACCUUGGAAAUUGAGAGCUAUGGCUACACCACUGAUGAUAUUGAGUUUUAUUGGAAAGGAGGCGACAGUGCAGUGACUGGAGUCUUUGAUAUCGAACUACCACAGUUCUCUAUUGUGGAUUAUAAAAUGCUGUCCAAAAAGGUAGUGUUUGCAACAGGCUCAUAUCCCAGGCUUUCUCUGAAUUUUCAGCUGAAAAGAAACAUUGGAUAUUUCAUUCUACAGACCUAUAUGCCUUCAACUUUAAUCACCAUUCUGUCUUGGGUUUCCUUCUGGAUUAACUAUGAUGCCUCUGCUGCACGAGUUGCCCUGGGCAUAACUACGGUGCUGACUAUGACAACCAUCAGUACUCAUCUCAGGGAGACAUUGCCCAAGAUUCCUUAUGUAAAAGCAAUUGAUAUUUACCUAAUGGGAUGCUUCGUAUUUGUGUUUCUGGCACUUCUUGAAUAUGCCUUUGUAAACUACGUAUUCUUUGGAAGAGGACCCCAACUUCAAAAAAAGGCAGCAGAAAAAGCUACCCAGGCUAAUAAUGAAAAGAGCAAACUGGACACUAACAAAGUUCAAGUUGAUGCCCAUGGAAACAUCUUGUUAACCACCCUAGAAAUUAGGAAUGAAGUCAGCGGCUCUGAGGUGUUAACAAGCAUAAAUGACCCCAGAGCCACAAUGUUCUCCUAUGACAGUGCAAGCAUCCAGUACAGAAAACCUGUCACCAGUCGGGAUGUGUACGGGAGAAGUGCUGCAGACAGACACCUGCCACACAAAAAGGGACGCUUAAGGCGAAGAGCAUCCCAGAUCAAAAUUAAGAUUCCUGACUUGACUGACGUUAACGCCAUUGACAAGUGGUCUAGGAUCAUCUUUCCUAUCACAUUUACUUUUUUUAAUGUUGUCUACUGGCUUUAUUAUGUGCACUAGGUUGUCCCAAGUAUUUUUCCAUGUAUUUUCCCUUCAAGGACUGCAGGUGGGAUACAGCUGCAAAAUGAAGGUAAGGUAUUCAGCCAUUGUGUGAAUGUGCAUAUGUGUCUGCAUGAGAAAUAUGGUGAGAGAAUUGCUAGAAGUUAAGAUUCUUGUUUUCUUUCUUCAGUAACCGUUUAUAAGAAAAAAAAAAAAAAGAAACUCUUUCAACAGCUUUAACUUUCAUACACAAUUUGUUGGAAUCCCAACAAAGACGAAUUACCUGUGGCUUCAGGUCUUUUAUAAGCAAUGAAGCCUUACAAUUUUUGCAUUCAAUAGAGUGCAAAAAUAUAAGCCAUUUACUUAACGUUUUAAUAGAUGACACAGAAUGCUUGACAUCCUCAUUCAAAGACUUAUUAUCUACAAACAAGAGACAUUCAUCUGUCUUGCAUAUGUCCCCUCUUUAUGUUCUUAAGGAAGAGACACCUGAGCCACUUUUGAAUCCGUCUUGGCGUAUGCAUGAAGCAUGUGCAUUCUCAUUCAAGGUGUCUCAAGUUAAGCGUUGUUUUUUAUUUUUCUCUUCACUUUUGCCAAAGUGUAUUACUCAGAAGUUGUUUUGGUAAUUGAAGAUACUAUAUCAUAUUUGUCCUUAGUCUACAGAAAUUAAACUGAGAUGUGCUUAUAUCAAAGAAUGAGAUAUGGAUCAGAAUAAUUAUAUAUAUAUAUAUAUAUAUAUAUAUAUAUAUAUAUAUAUAUAUAUAUAUAUACCCAUUUUUGAAAUGCAGGUUUCUCAAAAGUAAAUCAGGUAAAAAAAAAUUUACAAAAAUUAUUACGCUAGUAUAUUGUGUGGCCUCUCUUAAAAGCCUUCUUAACUCAUGCACCUUACAAAAUGAAUCCCAGCCACUUAUCCAACCAAGUAAGCAUACCUCAAGAUGAAAUGCAAUGCUGAUGUGGAAAUAGUUCAGUCCCCUAAAGCUUUGAGUUCUUCUAUCACCUUUUAAGUACAAGAAGUGUAAACUCCCAGCAUGCAUCAUUGUAAUUAACAGUGGAUUGCUUGCAGCUGUAAGUAUCCUACAUUCCUCUUCAGUUUUACAGCUUUAUAGACACAAUAGCACAGUGAUACCAGAAUUUUUAUUAGAUGCGGCUCCUUUUGGAAUGGCUUGAUUUAAUUACCAAGCAUGUGUUCUGCUGGAAGGGUCUAAGUCUUACAAAGAGAUGACAGCCUAAUACUAUUACAGCUGUAGGCUGCAUUAAAAAAGCCAUUAAGAUGCAGAAUUGGAUUACAUAUUUCCCGUACGUUCUGUUGCAGAGGAUGAUUUUGACACAAUUGCAGAACUGAAAUGUACAUCUUUCUGUCCUUUUUUCCUGAUCACAGCUUCACGUACUUGUGUGUAUAUGGACUGGCUUAUCUCAAUUUAUUUUUUUUUCCUAUGACAGUGCUGAUAUUUUUAUAAUUUCCAAGAAGAUUGCAUACAUGUAAAUACCUUGUGAGGUGUGACUAUUGAAGAUGGUGCACCAGUUGUCACAAAAGAGCAAGAAAAUGCAAACAGGUGUUUCUUUCAUUAAAAGAUGCAUGCUUCGCUUCUCAUGGCUGAAUAUUGUGCCUUUGAACAAGAAUUACAAUGUUUCAACAGGGUUAUUCUUAUUACUAGCAUACAGAGUCACAACCACUACACUUGUACAACGUCAUGAUCUACAUUACCAUUCAAAAUAGUUAUCUUAACAUUCCAACAUUAUGAUGACAAUCUGUAAAUAGAGAGAAAAAUAUCUUAUCCACUGUAAUAUUUUCUACUAGAAAAGAAGUAAAGUUAAAUAAAAUGGCUUGAGACACUGUACUUAACUCAAAAUAUCCUGUUGUCAGAAUAACUCCUGCACCUCCAAAGUAUUAUCAACAGGACAUAAUGAAGGAAUCGUUCGAUAGGUGCUGAACAGAUUUGUAUGAGGCUGUAUUGAUGGAUUUGCUGGAAAAAUUGAAUUAUUUUGGUAUACUUUUGGGUUUGAAUCGUUCUCAUCUGCUUAACUGGGAAUGAGACCACAUUUAAGAAGGUGUGCCACUACCAUAUGGGUUUAUUCCAUUAUCGUAAAAUACAAUUGUAAGUGUAAAGUCAUUAUUCCUGUUUAAAGACUGUGCAGAGUGGGCAAGGGCUUGGCCCACAUUCAUUCAGCCAUUUAGGAUCAAUGAUAUUAGAAUAAUUUUCUCUUCAUUGUGCUGUCCCAUUUCAGUUUUACACUAAGGUGACCACCGUGUUCCAGUUUUGCAACAUCACUAUUGUAUCUGGUGUCCGCACUCAUCACUUUAUUAAUUGAUUGGACAGUUUCAGUUUGCUUAAUUAACUUACAAUUAGACUGAUAAAUGUAGCCCUUCUGAAAACAACAUUCAAAAUGUUCUUAGAUGUCACUGGUAUGCUUUUUAGAUGGCUCACUUGUAUCUCAAUCUUUAAACAAAGCAAAAUAUUUCUUGCUUUAAAAAUUUGAUCCAGAAACAUGUGUGGACUGACAUUUGAGCUUGACAGUUGGCAUUUAAAAAUCUCUCCAAUCUGUGCCUGAAUUUUCUUGUAUGUAAGAACAACUCAGUAAUAAAUAAUCAGGAAACUCCCAGAUGGAGGAUGGGAAGCAUAUUUUGAAGGGAAUCAGCAGUGACAAAACCCAGAAAAGAGUAACCAGAAAGAAUGGAGCCAGUGUGUCUGCAUAGUGUGUCUUCUUUUUAAAGAUUAAUAAUCUGGAUAAUUUGAGUUUCUUCACUGAUCUCUGAAUAAAAGAUGGAUUUGAAGUAAUUGUGGCCUAGAUCUAGGGUGGCAGGCAGACCUUAGAAAGCCAUAAUGGUGUCUGACUUUCAUUCCAAACAUGCUUUGUUUUUGGUUGCUUUAUGAACUUUUAUCUAUUUAUCGUCCAGUGAGAUUUUUACUUACCGUCGAAAUUCAGAAAAACCCUUAUGCUGCUUUGUCGUGCUAUGGGAAUUUUUAGAGAUAAUGUUUUUGACAUCAUACAUUUAUUUGGUUUUGAUUUGCUGCUCAAUCUACACAAAGUUCAAAUAAACGAUUAAUCGUAAAAGAAAAAGCCAAGGAAAUGAAUUAGGCAUCUCUUUAAAUAAAAUGACAUAAUGUUCAUUUUUAUUGUAUAUAAUAACUAGCUGAUUACCCAGUGGCUUCG